UCAUAUGUCAUCUUGCCAUGGAUAUGUCUUUGUCAUCCAGGUGAUCUAAACUGUUCAUCCUGCGUUAUAGUCAGAGGAGGAUUAAUUGGGUCUGUUGUAGGUGCUCUGUGCCCCAUUACAUUGGCUAUAUUUCUAAAUGGAGCCCUGGCAGCAAGGUACACCACAGCUCCCUUGCCACAAAUGGGAAAUAUCUUGCGCUUCUGGAUCACUGCUUCUAGACCAGUCUUUAAAAAGAUGAGUCUUGUCCUGGCUCUACAAACCAUGGCUGGAGCUUACCUUGGAUCCCGCAGUCAUGGAACAUAUGUGAAAAUGUUGCAGCUACCUCAAACUAAAAAUGGCCUUAAAGAUUAAAUGUGAUAACUAGACAACCCUCUCAGCUGCUUUCCAGGAAAUACCAUAAUAAAAAUGGAACUGAUGGGGGAAGACACUGAGUUGUAAGUAGAAAUGCAAGUCAAGAUUUGCAUCGAUAUGGUCUUUGAAUACAAAAUCCUCUAUUAUAA
Molecule: messenger RNA, 500 nt
Organism: Alligator sinensis (Chinese alligator)
Lineage: Eukaryota; Metazoa; Chordata; Crocodylia; Alligatoridae
Product: transmembrane protein 126A-like
Exons: 2
Biological process (GO): mitochondrial respiratory chain complex I assembly
Cellular component (GO): mitochondrion
Source: RefSeq, a predicted model, not a curated record